This is a messenger RNA of Parus major (Great Tit), 5357 nucleotides long. RefSeq names its product regulator of telomere elongation helicase 1 (gene RTEL1). Gene Ontology annotation, molecular function: ATP binding; hydrolase activity, acting on acid anhydrides, in phosphorus-containing anhydrides; DNA binding. NCBI's taxonomy places the organism in Eukaryota, Metazoa, Chordata, Aves, Passeriformes, Paridae. The transcript is spliced from 37 exons. The record is from RefSeq and is a predicted model, not a curated record. Gene Ontology annotation, biological process: regulation of double-strand break repair via homologous recombination; telomeric loop disassembly; DNA replication. The coding region runs from base 400 to 4461 and encodes 1353 amino acids. Gene Ontology annotation, cellular component: nucleus.
ACAGCGGCGCGGGGAUUCCGAACGGCGCAGCGGGAGGUGCGGGCCCGCCGGGACACGGGGACACGGCAGCAUUGAGCACGGGAACGGGGGAACCCCGGAGCACAGGGAUCUGGGACCCCGGGAACGCGGGGACCCCGCAGCACAGGGAUCUGGGACCCCGGGAACGCGGGGACCCUGCAGCGCAGGGAUCUGGGACCCCGGGAACGGGGGCUGGAGCGGGCGGUGCGGCCCGGCCCGGGAGUACGGGAGUGGGAGCGGAUCCUGAGUGACCGUGAGCCUCCUGCGGAGCCCCUGGUACCGGCCCGAAGCCGUGUGACCGAAUUGCUCCUCCCAGUUCCUGAAGGGGCCGACAAGAAAGAUGGAGGGAACCUCUUAUUUGGGCACCUCAGGGGGUGAACCAUGCCCAGGAUCACUCUGAACGGGAUCACGGUGGAUUUCCCCUUCCAGCCCUACCCAUGCCAGGAAGCCUACAUGGCCAAGGUGCUGGAAUGCCUGCAAAAGAAGGUAAAUGGUAUUUUGGAGAGCCCCACAGGCACGGGGAAGACCCUGUGCCUGCUGUGUUCCACCCUGGCCUGGCGGGAGCACUUCAAGGACACCAUCUCAGCCCGGAAAAUCGCGCAGCGCAUGAAUGGGGUGGAGCUCUUUCCUGACAGACCUUUGUCCUCCUGGGGCACUGCUGCCACAGAUGGAGAUGUCCCAACUUAUUACACUGACAUUCCUAAAAUAAUUUAUGCCUCCAGGACUCACUCCCAGCUCACACAGGUCAUUAAUGAGCUAAAGAACACGGUGUACAGGCCAAAGAUUUGUGUGCUGGGAUCCAGGGAGCAGCUCUGCAUCAAUCCUGAAGUGAAGAGACAGGAGGGCAACCACAUGCAGAUCUACAUGUGCCGAAUGAAGGUGAUGGCUCGUGCUUGUCAUUUCUAUAACAAUGUGGAAGAAAAGAGUACAGAGAAAGAACUGAUUGAAUCAAUCAUGGAUAUUGAAGACUUAGUUAAAAAUGGAAACAAGCACAGAGCUUGUCCUUAUUAUCUCUCUCGAAGCCUGAAGCAGCAAGCAGACAUUAUUUUUAUGCCUUACAACUAUUUACUAGACGCAAAGAGUAGGAAAUCACACAACUUGGACCUGAAGGGGACUGUGGUGAUACUCGAUGAAGCUCACAAUGUGGAGAAAUUGUGUGAGGAGUCCUCUUCUUUUGACUUGACUCCUUAUGAUUUGGCUUCAGCAAUGGAUGCAAUAAAUGUUGUCCUGGAGGAACAAGCCAAAGUGGUUCAACAGAAUGAAAUCAAUGCUGAAUUCAACAUGGAGUUUGCCAGUUCAGGACUGAACAUGGAACUAGAAGAUAUAGCAAAGAUCAAGAAAAUUCUUCUUCAGCUUGAAAGUGCUAUUGAUGCAGUGGAGCUGCCAGCAAAUGGCAGUGGAGUUACCAAAGAGGGAAGCUUCAUCUUUGAUCUGUUUGCAGAGGCCCAAAUAACUUUGCAGACAAAAUCCUCCCUCUUGGAGUCACUGGAGCAGAUUUUACAGUUUCUUUCAGGCCCUCUUACCAGCAGACUCUUCAGAAAAGCAUUGAAGAGUGUAGAAUACAGACUGUCAGUUCUGCAAGGACAUCCUUGGAUGACACAUCCACCCUUCCUUAUUUCUUUGCCCAGCACCUUUCUCCUUUUAGGCCAUGUGCAUUCUGGCCUGACAGGUACUGGGAUAUUUAUCAAUACAUCUGGAUUGCAUAAGGUCUCAGAUAUUAUCCAGACAGUGUUCAGCAUCGAUCCCCCAGAAGGAGUCACAACAGGAUUCCUGCCACGUCAGGCAAUAUCUAAAUAUUACAAGGUACAUAUUCACGUGGAUAAUGGUAAUCAAAAAAAGAAACAAAGGACAGAUCUCUGGAAUUCAUCAUCUUCAAAAAAACAAGGGAAGACUUUAAGCUAUUGGUGUUUCAGCCCUGGCUACAGCAUGCACGAGCUCGUUCGACAGGGAGUCAGGACAAUCAUCCUCACCAGUGGGACACUCUCCCCCCUCUCAUCAUUUACAAUGGAAAUGCAGAUCCCUUUUCCUGUGUGCCUGGAGAAUCCUCAUGUAAUUGAUAAACACCAGCUCUGGGUUGGGAUCAUUCCAAAGGGACCUGAUGGAACUGUGCUUACUUCCACCUAUGAAAGAAGGUUUUCAGAGGAUUAUUUAUCUUCUCUGGGGAAAACAAUUGGUAACCUUGUGCGAGUUGUGCCACAUGGGCUGUUGGUGUUCUUCCCAUCGUAUCCUGUCAUGGAUAAGAGCCUGGAAUAUUGGAGAGAGCAUGAUUUUGCCAAAAGAAUAGAGGAAGUGAAGCCAAUGUUUGUGGAGCCCAAGAACAAAGGAAGCUUUUCAGAGGUUAUUGAUGCCUACUAUGAUAAAGUCACCUGUCCUAAGUCCAAUGGAGCUGCAUUUUUGGCAGUGUGUCGGGGCAAGGCCAGUGAAGGACUGGACUUUGCAGACAUAAAUGGACGAGGAGUCAUCAUUACUGGGCUUCCAUUUCCUCCUCGUAUGGAGCCCAGAGUCAUUUUAAAGAUGCAAUUCCUGGAUGAGAUGAGGAGAAGUGGUGCAGGUGCACAGUAUCUGUCUGGGCGUGAGUGGUACAGUCAGCAGGCGUCCCGAGCUGUCAACCAGGCCAUCGGCCGGGUCAUCAGACACCGCCAGGACUACGGAGCCAUCUUCCUGUGUGACCACAGGUUCACAACUGGUGAUGUUAGAGGCAAGCUGCCUUCGUGGGUCCGUCCCUACGUGAACGUUUAUGACAACUUUGGACACGCGGUCAGAAGUGUCUCCCUCUUCUUCCGUGUCGCUCAAGAAAUUAUGCCCCCACCCCUGCCUCAGUGCCCUCCUGGCCAUACUGGUUCCCUAAGUGAGAGCAGUGCAGCACCAUCUACUUCAUCUGAGCAGAUCCUCUCCCUGCAAAAAGCUAAAAACUUGGAUGACCAUGUUCCAAGUUUGAAGAGGAAAAGGAAAGUAAAUGGAGAUGGAGCACCCAGCCUCUGUGUGGAAUAUGAACAAGAAUUUGUCUCACCCCGAAGAAAAUGUGUUGGGCUCUUGGAUGCCUUGGAGCGCAGUGAGAAGAGCAGUGAGGAUGCAGAGGAGGAAACUGAUUUGCCAGGAGAGGAAAAGGCACAUCGUCUAUCCACACUUUCCCUUCAGUAUGAGAAGAGAUUAACAGAUGAGCAGAAAGGAGGAAGGAAGAAAAUAAAGCUAGUCAGCAAUACACAGGAGCAGAGAGCGGAGCAGCUGGAGCCCAAGAAGGCGCGGGCGACGUUUUACAUCGCCACGGUGAAGGACACCCUGAGCCAGCAGAACUACGAGCUCUUCUCCAAGGCUCUGCAGCAGUACAAGAAGACAGAUGACUUCCACACCAUGCUGUCCCAAAUGAGCUCCCUCUUCGUAGAGGAUGAAAAAAAGCACGUCUUGCUGCGAGAUUUUUACCAGUUUGUUCGACCCCAGCAUAAAAAGCAGUUUGAUGAAGCGUGCUGCAAUCUGACUGGAGUGGGCUGUGGCUACAAACCUGAGCACAGCCUCCCUCGGGAGGAGAGGGAGGUCCUGGCCAGGAGAGGGGAAGAAAAGCAGAGCCAGCAGAAAAGUACAUUCUCCAAGGCCUCGUGUGCUCAGCUGAACCCUGGGCUCCACCUGAACCAAGGAGGAUCCCACUUGGCAACAGGACUGAACAGUGCAGGGCAGAAUGCCAGUACAGCUCCAAGGAAAGAGGCUGAAAAGGCUCCAGGCUGCAGGAGAGAGCAUCACCAGGCCCUCAGGGCUGCCUAUCUCAGUGAUGUGCAGAGGGCUUUGGACAAAAGCAGCUACAGCCAGUUCUACGAGGCUCUGGUGGCUUACAAGAAGACGGAUAAUUACGAUGCGAUGGUGUCGGUGAUAGCAGCCCUCACCACAGAGAGGCCACAGGACUUUCAUCUCCUAGAAAGGUUUUACAUGUUCGUGCGUCCUCACCACAAAGAGCAGUUCAGAGAGCUGUGUAAGGAUUUGACUGGAAUGGUCUGUGGUGAUGGAGAGAAGCAUCUGCAACAGUUGGAGCAAAGUGAGGGGAAAGCCCAGAGCUUGGAGAGAUGCACAAAAGGAAUCAGCCACGUAGAAGGCACAGCCCCUUCUAAGAGUAGGGCACCAGAAAAAAUUCAGAGUAAGAUUUCCUCCUUCUGCUUUAGCCAGAAAAGUGAACUUGAGUUGCCAAGGACUGAAGCAUCCAAAGAAACCAAUAAUGUGAGAGCACCCACAGACUCUGGAGUUGUGCCCAUCUUUCCCCUAGAGAUGGAACCAGAGCAUGGAAGAUUCCACUGCUCUAACUGCAAAUCCGAGGAUGAUGUGCCUUUUAAAUGCCCAUUAUGUGACUUCACUUGCUGCAAAACGUGCUGGAUGCAGUUCUUAAAGGUGAGGAAAUGCCCCAAGUGCUGCAGUGAUGUGAAGAGGAAGCGAUUAAUCCAAGUUUUCUUCUGGUCCUGAUCCCACACGCAGAAAGGGCACUGCAGGAAGCAGAAGGCAGUGGCUGUGCUCUGGCUCUUGCUGAGCAGGAGCAGGAUGGAGGUUCCUUUGAAUCCCUGUGAUCCUUGUCUCUGGAUUAUGAGCUGAGCACCAGCACAGAUUGUGCUGACAAAGGUGAUCAAGUCUGAAAAGUCUCACUGCAGGAGACAAAACAGAAUAUUGCCCUCUGUUAGAACUAAGAAGGUUUAGUUUUUUACUUAUUUUAUCCUCUGAAUUCUCCUGUGGCCACUCUUAGGCUGAAGUUUUAUAUCCUGGAGGCAGCUGUCAUUUGUGAGUCCUGCAGGUAAUACCAGAUCAUGGAAGAACCCCAGGAAUUAUCCUACAAUGGAACUGAGCUGGCUAAGGAGGCCAGACUACCCAUCCCUACCCCACUGGUGUUCCUGGAAGAGGUGAUUCACAUUCCCUCUUUGGGGUUUGGCAGCAGCCACUGUCUCCAAGAGCAGAAGAUGCCGAAAUGAUGAUUUUUUACAGGCAAAUUUCACUGGUGGGGGGUGAGCAGAAGCUCCCUCUCAUCUGCUGUGCACCCCAAAGCCUGAUUCCAACAUGCUUCUAAGGGGGCUUCACUUAGUGCUGGUAUUUCCAUGUGCCUGUGUUAUCUGAUUAUUUUUCCCAGAAGAAGAAGGAACUAAAUUAUUUGAAACCUUUAAUCAAGUUUGAUGGGUUAAAAAUAAAUUCCUUAAUACUUCCACUCUCUGUGAGUAGUGGGUAUAAGUGGUUAAUAUAAAAAAUUGUAUCUAUUUUAUAUCUUCUGUAGCUGCUGUAAAUUAGACUAUAACACCAUUUUGUCUACAUUUUAUUUGAUUUUAAUAAGAAAAAAAUAAAAAGAAAAAAAUAAACAGAUAAAAAAAUAUUGGCUA